This is a messenger RNA of Paramuricea clavata, 591 nucleotides long. The record is from the annotation of a GenBank genome assembly. NCBI's taxonomy places the organism in Eukaryota, Metazoa, Cnidaria, Anthozoa, Malacalcyonacea, Plexauridae.
GAACAUUGGCUUCACUCAGACUCCCUCUCGCUGUUAGAAACAGUGGACUGCUCAUUCUCAUCUUGGGGCAGAUGCUCGUCUGAGGGGAAUGAUGAUUCGAUUUCUCGACGAGAAAAAGGCGGAAUUUCCUUUCUGUGGCGAAAAGAGAUGAAUAUAUGUAUUGAUCCUAUGAAUGAACUCGACAGAAUACUGGUAUUGAGAGUCAAACUGCUAGAUGACACCUAUGUUUAUAUUAUUGGGGUUUAUCUGCCUACGACAUCCGAACCAGCUGACACAUUUAAUUAUCGUUUGAAACUCCUGGAAGAUGAAUCGUUAGGACUUUGUAACAAUGGAUCCAUUAUCAUACUUGGUGAUUUGAAUGCUCAUAUCGGACAGCUAGCCGGAGAGAGAAGCUUUACAAAAAUCAAUUCCAGAGGGCGUUGUGUUCAUAGAAUAGUAGAUAACUUAAAUUUAUUUCUGUUAACUCGCAGAGCUUGUGUAAAGGACCCAUUGAAACAUUUUAUGGGAGCCAGGGACUUAUUAGGACAGCUAGAGAUCACAUAUUUGUUCCAAGAGAAUUUAGUACCUUUAUCGCUGAAUGUGCUGUUAUAG